Molecule: messenger RNA, 4482 nt
Organism: Zasmidium cellare ATCC 36951
Lineage: Eukaryota; Fungi; Ascomycota; Dothideomycetes; Mycosphaerellales; Mycosphaerellaceae
Exons: 3
Coding region: 1-4482 (1493 amino acids)
Biological process (GO): regulation of DNA-templated transcription
Source: RefSeq, a predicted model, not a curated record
AUGAGACCUCACAACAGCACGCCGCCUCAUUUGAAGAAGAAGGCUGUCGAGAAGAAUACCACUAACACUGAAAAGUCACUGGUCGUUGCCAGGACCAACACAGCUGACGUGGAGAAAUCUGCUAUCCCAAGUCCUACUGCCAACGACGUCGCCAAUGCUCCCGCCAUAGCCCCCGAAAGCACACUGUCCAACGCCUUGGUUCCUUAUGGCAUCCAAAAUACCCUUUCACCAAUGGAGAUGAUCCAGCACGAGACUGUCCAAAAUCUUCAGGCUCUCUUGGACGAUGCUCAAGCUCGACUGAACGCCGCCAAUGCUCGCUGCGAUCAGCUCCAGGCCGAGAAUGAGCAGCUUCGUCAACAGCUCAGCACCGACGCCCAGGGUACUGCACAGACUACACCAGACGGUCGUGGAGAGACGCUCUGUGGUUAUGCUGAGUCUGAAGCGGCUGAAGAGAGUGUAGUGUCGAAUGGCGCUCCUGCUCAGACUGAUAUGGCAGUUAGCGAGAAGGUAGAUACCAUCACUCAAAUUCUGCAAGUGCAUACCGACAGGCAGUCCAAGCUUGAGUCCGCAACUGCUCGCCAAGAAGAGUUGAUCCAGGCUCUGAUAUCUCAAUUCACUGGAGACGGUCCAGCCCCGCUCCAGGUCUCUGCGCAGAAGGACACGGUCUCGGCUAUUGAGCAUCGCAAGCUGGUGGAUAAGAUGGCGAACCUGGAACAGACUCUUGCAGCCAUCCAGCACUCGCCUGCUCAAAGCAUCACGCCGGACUUCCAAACCCGUAUCGAGCGCAAAAUCCGCCAGCAGGAACGCAUUGACAAUGCUCCAAUCCGUGCGGAUCUCAUCCAGUACUAUGAGGUUUUGAGCGAGCAGAUUGCAGGUAAAAAGGUGGGCCGGGGUACUCGGUUCGAGGGAACGGAGGAUGAGUUGUGGACAUUGCGUGAUCAUGUGGCGCUGCCUCCACCACCGCCAUGUGCCCCGUCGCAUGUCGACCUCAACGGCUACUGCCUCAACCCUGGCUGCGCACUCUGGCGCACACUCGCCAUGCCACCACCCCCACGUCAGCACCACCCGAUCGCCUCGCAGCCAUGGGUGCCCACUGCAGCAGUUUACCGAUCUGUGGAUGAGUACCUCAGGGACUUAGCCAGCUGGGGUCCCCAGCCACUGCCGCAGAUGACUCCUCCCGACUUCCCGUCUGUGCCCGACCCGGUUCACCAGCAUGCGAUGGCGAUGCCUGAAUACGGCGGUCAUCUGCCGGCCCCUACCUCUCCUGAGUCGCCUGUGGUGUGCUAUACACCUGACGUCACGCCUCAGGCCAGCUUUGUCGAGGGUCACUUCAACCUCCCGCACACUGCGUCUGGUGACGAUGACACGUACAACCCGGUGCAGCAGCAGCAACCACCUGCUGAACCUCAAGACUCCCCACAACGCAACAACAAGAUCAUCAACGGCUUUUCCUCCAAGGACAUGAUUCCCUUUCUCAUCAAGCUCUCAAAGCACGGUGAUCUUGACUUCAACAUCUACGUACGCUUCCUCCAGAUGAUCGGAAGCUUCCAAACCGGUGAUAAGAGCUUCGAAUACACGUGCGGCCAAGUCACCGAGCUCCUCAAGGAGGCACCCGAUCUUGCGAGCGAGUUCGAGGAAUUCGUGCCUGAAUUCUAUUCUGGGACUGAGGACACACGCGAAGACGUGAGCGAGGUGCUUAGCGCAACUGAAGAUGGCUUUGGCAGGGAGCCACCCUCUACCAAGACCUACUCACUCGGCGAUGGGUGGGGACAUAUGAGCAAUGUUACCUACGAGAAGCCUGUCCGAGAGCGUCCUUUCACUUAUCGUUCAGCUUCGGAUGGGGCUCAGACAGACAACUCUGACGCCUCUCCAGAGUUCAAGCGACGCACGGGCUCGAAUUGGGGGCAGCCAUCGUAUGUCACUGACGAUGGCACUGAGACACCAGAAAUGCAUGCACACAGUCCGCAGUGCGCCUUCGAUUGUGAGGAUCCAUGUCACUGGCAAGAUGUGCGUUACAUGCCUGAUGGUGUGGCUUCGAUCUCUCGGAAGCCUAGUUCAAGAUCGAGCAGCCCAUGGGUGAAAUCAAGGUCACCGAUCGAGUCUUCUUUCUCGAGAGCUUUCAGACAGAAGUCCCACGAGCUCAACGCCGAAGGUAUCACUGCCCUGUAUCCAGGCCAGGAAGAAGCCAGCUUUCUAUGCAGUUGCAUCGCCAAAGUCGGUCUCAGCGCGGAUGAUCGCUACAAGGCCCUGGGUAUCAUCAGCACUCUUCACAUGGGCAAUGGAUCGAGCAUUCCACAGGUCAAUACCAGUCCUGCCACCGUCGCUACUCCCUCUCAAGAUGUCGACCGUGAAGCUCUUCAUCGCAUCGAGAUCAUGCUGGCUGGAAUGCGCGGACGCGGCACUGCCGCCCCAAAUGCGCCAACUGCAGCUCCAGCUCCUGAUUCCAAAGACGAGAGUGCCCACAGCGAGCUCAAAGACCUACGUUAUCAAAUGGAUGACUUGGAUGACGCCAACAACCAUCUCGGUAACAGAAUCAACAAUCUGAACUACAGACUCGAGAAGGAAGCCGACUGGCGACACAGACUCAGCCAGGAUGUAGGUGACAGCUUCUGUCGUUCCUGGAACCUCGAAGGCAAGGUGGACGGCUUGACGAGCAAGGUCAACGCUGAGAUUAUCCGUCGCGAUUCUGCUGCUGCGUCUGAGACUCGUCGAAUGGAUGCAUGGAUCUCAUGGCUUGUGCAGAAGAUUGAUGGGCUCGAGAACAAGUUGACUGGAUCCAUGAACGCCUACCCCCAGCUCGACCAUGUUCAAAACGACAAGCUGGCCGCCGUCAGCAAGGGCCUGAACGCCGUGCAGCAGAAGUUGCACAACGAAGCUGUCGUCCCUGUUCGACAGCUUCAGAGCCAGGUCGAAGACUUCAAUCAUGUAUUGUCGGCCCAUGAUUCCCGCCUCAACGACCUGGAGCAUAGCCUAGAGAGCGGUGAUGUCGAUCAGCGCUUCGUCGAUGCCGAGCUACAACUUGAGUCUUUCCGCGAGGACAUCAAGGCUCUCUUGGAUGCGAAGAACGACAGCUCUAUUCAGGACAUCAAAGCCGACCUCCGUGGCCAGGCCGACAAGUCUGAAGAAGUGUUAUCGACCCUUGAUCGCCGCAUUGGCGACUUGGAGCAGAGUGUCGAUGUCCGCGAUGUCAACGAUCGCUUCCAAGACGCCGACCUACAGCUUGAGGACUUGCGCAAGGAGGUCAAGACUCUGUCCGGCGCGAGAGACGACGGACUCAUCAACGCCAUCGAAGCUGAGCUCAAGGCCGUGGCAGACCGACAAUCACGCCUUGAAGUGCAGAUGAAGUCGACAGUUUCUGAGACCGAUGUCCUGAAGAAGAACUUGGCGGGCGGAGACGUCAACCAGCGCUUCAUCGAUGCCGAGUUGCACCUCGAAGACCUGCGAGAGAAGAUUCAGACUCUAUCCGAAGCAAAGGAGAGCGGAACCACCAAGGCCAUGAGAGCUUCACUCAAGGAUCUGACGGACAGACAAGCAUAUCUCCACGCAGAACUCGAGUCGACGGUGUCCCGUGUAGAUGGCCUCAACACCGACCAAGAAAAGCUCAGAGUCCUGGGCAACAAGGUCAACGUCCUUGAACUCUCCAACAAGAUGAUCAACCAGCGCUACACCAACGAUGAGAAAGAGCUCAAGUCUUUGGCCAGCAAGGUCAACGUCCUCGACUCUUCCAACAAGCUGGCUUUGCGCAACUCAGGAGAUAUCCAGACCAAGCUCGACGAGUUGACCAACACCUGCGAUGCCCUGCGGGAGAACGCAGACAGUUCGGGCGUUCGUCACAGGAUCAAGAUUCACGCCCUUCCUGCACGCCUGGAAGAGGCUGAAGAGAGCUUGAAAGACAUCAAGGCUCAAACGGAGAAGGCUCUCCACAACGGAGCCCAGACUAUCAUCCCAAUUCUGCAGGCCAAGGUCAACGACCUCGCCGAUAGGUAUCCUUCGCUCGAGUCGGACGCGAACGAUAUCAGCGAGCGCCUCGCCAGCGUGGAGCGCAGCAUCGACUCCGGACCCGUAGAGAAGCGCUUCGUCGACGCCGAAGUCCAGCUCGAAGAGCUCGAGCAAAAGCUGAAGGACCUCUCCAGCACCAAGGGCCAAGCACCAAGCAAGGAUAUCGAGACCGCGGGCCUUGCGGACCACGGUAGGGGAGGCGUGGUGCCUCUCCUGAAGAUUGGCAGCGCCAACAACACUACUCGUCCUAACAUCCACUUUGGCUCAUUCGCACCCACCGACGGCUCAGAGUCCCCAGCAAAGCCCGUAGCGACUCGCUUCGAGGACCGCCUCGAGAAGGCUCAAGCUACUCGAGCCGAAAAGGUUGAGGUGGAGGUGAAGAGGCUGAGAGAGCAGAUCAUGAGUUCGUCGCGCCUCGACCGUCACUCCUUUCUUGAACCGGCCAUGUCAGCUCGAUCGAAGCGUGCGAAGCCGCGGGAGUAG